GUAUCAUAUUGUCUUUUGAUAUUAUAAUCUUCCAAUUUCAUCUAUAUAAAUACAUAACAUUUUUUACAUCUCAUACAAAACAAAUCAAAAGGGGUUUCUUUUUCUUUUCUCCUUUAUUUUUUCCACCCUUAAAAACAGUAAUGAUUUUCUCGUUAAGGGUAUCGUUGUUGGAAGAAUCUGGGUAGUUGUUUUUGUUUGUGUAUGUGGAGAAAAGGGUAGUUAUUAGAAAAAAAGAAAAAAAAGGAAAAAAAGAACAAAUAAAACCAUUCUCCUUCUUCUAUUGAGAGAGAAAAAUGGGAGUCCAUUGAUUUGGUCUUGAAAACUUGUGUUUGUUUUUUGGGGUUAAGAUUUUCUUUGCAUUUUAGUUUCGUGCUUUUUGGGGAGAGGGGCAAAUUUUUGUGUUCUCUCUCUAUUUUUCUCUUCUUUUUCCCCCCCUUAUGUCUCAACAGAGGCAAUUUCAUAACAUUAGUAGCAGCAACAAUAACAGCAGCCUUAGCCUUGGAGGCCAAUACAAUGACACUACUUUCACCAAAAUUUUUGUUGGAGGUUUGGCUUGGGAGACUCAAAGACAUACCAUGAGAAGGUAUUUUGAACAAUUUGGUGAAAUUUUGGAAGCUGUUGUUAUUACUGAUAAAAACACUGGCAGAUCCAAGGGUUAUGGCUUUGUUACAUUUAAGGAUCCUGAUGCUGCCAUUAGAGCUUGUCAAAACCCUUCUCCUGUUAUUGAUGGAAGAAGGGCUAAUUGCAAUCUUGCUUCUCUUGGUGCUCAUAAGCCUCAUCCUCCUACUCCUCAACAUGGUGUUGGUGGAAGAUUUAGAGGUGCAUCUGGGAUUGUGACACCUCCUGCUUAUCAUGUUUCUUCAUCAUCUUAUAUUCAUCAGCCCACUAGUCAAUACUCAUUCCCUCUUUCAGGAUAUGGGUUUGCUGGAUAUUCACAAGACAGAAUUUAUCCAUUGAACUAUUACGGUGUUUACGGGGGCCAACAAUUUUCUCCUUAUUACUCUGCGAAUGGGAUUUCGGGACCGGCUGGAAUGUUUCAAAAUCUUUAUCCGUAUUACGCUCAAAGUAGCCAGGGGUACGGGUUUGGAAUACAGUAUCCACACCUAAUGCAGUACCCAUAUCUUCCUCAGCAGCACGGUUCGACUGGUAUCCUAUCACUUCCUGGCUCGAACGCAAUAGGAACGACAACUACAGGUGCAAUAGCAACAACGAUAAUGGGGGUUGGAUCGGGGCCUUCACAAGCUUCUUCUGCAGUAGCAUCUGAACCGAAUUCGUCCGAGUUAAUUUCAACUGGAUGAUGUUAAUUUCCUCUUUAUCACACGCUAACCACAAAGACAAAGCUUGGAAUACAAAAACGUCUGAGGAAAUACUGAAUAACAAUGGCAAGUUUUUAAGUCGUGUGAUUCGAUAAGAAGGAUGAGAAAAAGAAAUCCAUGUUCCAGCAUCAUCGAGUCGUUCGUUUAAAGUCGGUAACAAGCAUUCCAGAGACAAUACAAAGUUGAUUCAGUAAACAUCAUAUCCAUCUCUAUCAACAUUAUUUAUGUUUGGUCCAAUGUAUUUGAGAGGAGUCUGUCAAGUAGUUUGUUAGAAUUAGGUGAAGAAUUUUAUUCAUUCAUGUAUUAAAAAAAAGCGAAAGAUGGGGGAACCGAAAGAAGGCUUUGGAUUCCUGUCUUUCAUUCUGACUGCAACAAGACGAUCGUGUCGUGGAAGCACGGAGCAUCCUAUGACACACUCUUGUUUAUAUAAUUAACAGUGAAUGGUUCAAAAGAUUGAUUUUAUGUCUUUUGAGCUUCACAAUUUCUGGUUGGUCAACAUGGAAAAAAAGCAAGCUCCAAAAGCUUAGCUGGUUUGAUGUUGUAAUUGAUGGAUCUUCCUUUGAUUAAAAUACUUUUGAAAGGGUUGGAUUAGUUAGAAA
Molecule: messenger RNA, 1915 nt
Organism: Benincasa hispida (wax gourd)
Lineage: Eukaryota; Viridiplantae; Streptophyta; Magnoliopsida; Cucurbitales; Cucurbitaceae
Product: RNA-binding (RRM/RBD/RNP motifs) family protein
Molecular function (GO): RNA binding
Source: RefSeq, a predicted model, not a curated record